UGGAUUUCCCCUAUCGGUGUUUUGUUCCCUUCUGUGUGAGACUUGUUUUGAGGUGCAAAAGACGUGAAAAUUGGUGGUUUUCAGUGGGAAAAACGUGUGGAAAAGUAUGCUGACUAUUGAGGAUAUCAAGAGGGAGUAUCCACUGCAUUGGCUGGUGUGGAAUAAUGAACCUGGACAACUCAGGGAUGCCCUCAAGGAGGAAAAUAAAUACGAUGUGGAAAAGGUGGAUCCACGAGGGAGGACCCCACUGAUGCUGGCAGUUCGUCUCUGUCAUCUUCAGUGUGUAAAAAUUCUCGUGGCUAAAGCCAAUACAAAUAUCGAGUGUGAAGGAUGGUCUCUUGUUCAGGAGGCCGUCUGCACCGGUGAUCCUGCCAUUCUCACAGCCGUCCUCGAAGUUCGUGAUCUUCAGCGUCAUAUUCAGCGUACAAAUCAUGUUCCACUUCUACUUCAGCGACUCCACGACGCACCCGACUUCUACGUGGAGAUGAAAUGGGAAUUCACCACCUGGGUGCCUUUGAUGUCACGUCUGUGUCCUAGUGACACGUAUCGUGUGUACAAAAGAGGCUCCAAUGUCCGCAUCGAUACCACUCUUUUGGGCUUUGAUCAUGCCACGUGGCAGCGUGGAAGACGUAGCUACAUCUUCCAGGGUCAACCGGAUUCGGCCAUGAUGAUUGAGGUGAAUCAUGAAACUCGUGAAGCGAGUAUGGAGACAAUUGAGGGCAUUAAUGAACCUCUGGAUGGCAUUGCACCGACUGAAGAGUCCAUUCGCUUCCGCCUGACCACUCCAGUGACGUCCAACAGUGUGGACAUGGAGAAGAUUAGUUUUGAGCGCAACAAAUCUGGCAUUUGGGGCUGGCGCAGUGAGAAGAAUGAAUCGGUGAAUGGGUAUGAGUGCAAAGUGUAUUCAGCUACAAAUGUUGAAUUCAUCACAAGGACUCGCACAGAGCAUCUGGCAGAGACACCGGUGAAGCCCAAAAAGGGAUUGCCGCUGCAGAGUUUAUUUGGAGUGAUGACUGAGGAGGAAAUGAGGGAGAGAACUACGGAAAUUGUCGAAGACAAUGCUCUUGUGGACACUCAACCUCUGCCACCAGCACCAAAGUUCACGCCACCAUUCGUAUCACCCGAGGAAUAUUUCUCGGAUGUUGAUCUCGGGGAGAGGGAUGUCGGCAGACCUAGAAAGGUUUCCACCAAAGUUCAGAAGUUUAAGGCAAAUCUCUGGCUCAGUGAAGAUUUUCCCAUCAAACUCCAGGAGCAAGUUAUUCCAAUUCUCGAUCUCAUGUCAACUAUCAUGAGUCCUCAUGUUAGCAAACUCAAAGACUUCAUCACCAUGCAACUUCCGGCGGGAUUUCCCAUCAAAGUUGAAAUCCCGCUUUUUCACGUUAUCAAUGCGUGCGUUACUUUUGGAAAUGUCUUCGCUUUGGAGACUCCAGUGCCAAAUGUUAGUCACAUUGAGGAGGAUAAUCGCCUCACAUGUGUCGUUGAUGACCAAUGCUUCCACAUUCCAGCGAAUUAUGAGAGAAAUGGAGGGGAAUAUUUAAGGAACAUGACUAGAGUGCAGGAUGAAGAUGAUUUGCUGCAAUUUGCCAUUCAGCAGAGUCUCAUUGAGUCGGGCAGUGAGAAUGAUCAAGUGGACAUUUGGGAGGCUCUUAGGGGUCAAAGACCUCUAACACCGGGUGCCCUGAGUGAUGAAGAUAGUCAGCUACAGAGAGCUCUCCAUGAGUCACUUCAUGUUAGAAGUGCCAGUGAUUCCCCAGAUGGAAAUUCCACACCGUCAUCACCCUCCAUUGACCCUGAUCUCGCCAUGGCGCUGAGACUGAGUCAGGAGGAGCAGGAUGAGAGGCAGCAGGAAUUGUUGCGUGAGCAGGAGAUGCUAGAGAAAGCCAUCAGAUUGAGCAUGGAGGAGAAAUGAGUGCAUUCUCUUUUUUUUCCAUUUAAAUAAAUUAAUUAAUUAUUCAGGGAAA
This is a messenger RNA of Phlebotomus papatasi, 1961 nucleotides long. RefSeq names its product ankyrin repeat domain-containing protein 13D. Gene Ontology annotation, cellular component: cytoplasm. The record is from RefSeq and is a predicted model, not a curated record. Bases 107 to 1909 code for a protein of 600 amino acids. Gene Ontology annotation, molecular function: protein binding. The transcript has 6 exons. NCBI's taxonomy places the organism in Eukaryota, Metazoa, Arthropoda, Insecta, Diptera, Psychodidae.